CAUAUAUAUAAUAUAUAUUGAAAUAGCGUCGCUAAAUCCGAAAUAAAGCCCAGGUCAAAAAAGUAGCCGAUAAAAUACGUUAAACACUUACGAAAUGACAUCGACUAACAUCGUUGAAGCAUCAUCGCUGGAUCUUCUCAAUCAUAUGUCAUUAUCUGAAGUCGUUGCGAGGAAGAAAGAUCUAGAAAAUGAGAAGAAAAGUGUAAAUGAUCGCCAAAGCUUUUUGGAAAAGCAGAGAGAUGCGAUGUUGAGAAUUAAUAAAACGUUCAGAAACUGGUUGACACAUUUGCAAAAGAAGGUGGACCGCAAUAACCAGCAAGUUCCAUACUUGUGGUGCAUUAAAGAUCUUUGCAAGAUGAUCCUCUCAACGCUGGGAGACAGAGAUGGAGAUUUCUACAUCCAAGUGAAGCACGUUUAUGCUGAAGAUGUCCCAGGAGUUUCCCUCGUUUGCGAGAGGUUGGAAGAACUUAGAAAGCUCGUGACUAAGAUAGACCAUGAUGAAGUGACGUACAAGCCUGGGUUUGUUGAGGAUAUGCAUCAUGUUUUGGGAACGAUAUUGGGGUUAACUGGGACAGUUCUGGAUGUAUAUUUUUGAAGAUUGAUGUCAAAUGUUUAUGUUUAAUACAUUUUU
Dendronephthya gigantea is the source of this 631-nucleotide messenger RNA. RefSeq lists its product as uncharacterized. NCBI's taxonomy places the organism in Eukaryota, Metazoa, Cnidaria, Anthozoa, Malacalcyonacea, Nephtheidae. The transcript has 2 exons. The coding region runs from base 95 to 595 and encodes 166 amino acids. The record is from RefSeq and is a predicted model, not a curated record.